CCUGCGCUCGUGCAGCCCACGGCAGCUCGGUGCGUCUGGCCCGAGGCACCCUCGGUCCAUUUCGCGCAGCCCGAGCCCGGUGGGAGUCGCAGAGCCCAGGUUGGGGACCUCAGUGCCCCGUGCGCAGCGGAGAUCGCCGCGGCGCUUAGGAGAUGCCCCGGAGCCAGGCGCGUCCGAACGCGCCAUCCAACGCAGCGUGGGCAGAGCUAGCGCCUGAGUUCGCUGCUCAGCUCAGGAGGAUUGGAGACAAACUGUACUCUGCGCGGUGUGAACCCAACCUCACUGCGGUGCUGGCGGAGAUGCCUGGCAAGAAGGCGCGAAAGAGCGCGGCGAGGAGCCCAAGCCCAACGCCGGAUUCAGAAGACCUGGAAGAUGAGUGUGUUCAACUCCGGAGAAUUGGAGACAAACUGAAUUUAUGGCAGAAACUUCUGAAUUUUAUUUCCAAGCUCUUUAAUUUAGUAACCUGAGUUCUUCAAACGUUUUUGCAAGAAGGGACUCCCGGAAAGGAAGUUCCCAGUUGGUGCAAAUGUCUAUUAUUGUGAUGUGACGGAGAGGGAUGAGGAGGUUCCCUGAGCACGGAUAUAAUGAAUAAGAUGGAAAUGAAUUUCUUCAGGAAAGUUUUCGGAAAUCGUCCUUUGAGAUGUGAUAACGUAAAACCACAUUUAUUUUAAAUCAAGACUAGAGGAGUCAUGGAAAUAGGGAGGUAACUAGGAAUACAUCUGUCUUUUGAGCGUUGGUCUGGAGUUUUUGCGAGAGGUCGUUGUCAAAAGUCAUAGAAAGGGGCGUGGCAAAUGAUUACAUCGGGUGGA
This is a messenger RNA of Onychomys torridus (southern grasshopper mouse), 809 nucleotides long. It is a transcript of the gene Pmaip1, whose product is annotated as phorbol-12-myristate-13-acetate-induced protein 1. Gene Ontology annotation, cellular component: mitochondrion. Gene Ontology annotation, biological process: release of cytochrome c from mitochondria; apoptotic process; DNA damage response. The transcript has 3 exons. The record is from RefSeq and is a predicted model, not a curated record. NCBI's taxonomy places the organism in Eukaryota, Metazoa, Chordata, Mammalia, Rodentia, Cricetidae. The coding region runs from base 153 to 467 and encodes 104 amino acids.